Messenger RNA from Dimorphilus gyrociliatus, 429 nucleotides. The record is from the annotation of a GenBank genome assembly. Lineage: Eukaryota; Metazoa; Annelida; Polychaeta; Dinophilidae.
GUUCCAAUCAAACUUUUUUAUAUUUGGUGUCCAGCGAUCAUGUCUUCUGAAAAUGAACAACAGCAAUAUUCUGUAUUGCCUAAAUCUAUGUCUGGUGGACCACAUGGUUUAGGCGACCCGACAAGCAAAGAUCUCAGGGUAGUUGAAAAGGAAGUCGUUAUUGGGAAAAUUAUGAAAAAAGUUGCACAUGAGAGAUGUAGAGAGGUUGUUAAAGCGUUUAAUGAAUGUGGAAAAAACAAUGGUCUUCUAAUGCCCUUCAAAUGUCGCAAGGAGAAUGAUCAGAUGAAGAAAUGUCUGACCAGAUGGUAUCAAGAUGACGAAUUUAGAGCUGAAUGUACACAGAUGUAUUUAGAUGAAAGAUCGGAAUAUCGAAGAACUGGUAUAAGUAAAAUUCCUCCAAAAAGAGGCGCAAAACCGCCUCAAUCAUAA